ACGCACGCAGAGAACCGUCGAACGUCACGUGCGCAUGGCGCGAUGACAUCAUUACCCGCGGCCGGAAAGAAGAUACGCACGGCGAUUCUCUGUGCACACUUCUCCGGAGUCGGCCAGGCAAGUUGCCAGAAAUGCCUGCUGCCUGUGAGUCUUUGCUGGAUGACAUUGAAGACAUUGUCUCAGCUACAGACCCAAAGCCUCAUGAUCGCCAAAAUGCAAGACAAAACAUAGUACCCAGAGCACGGAAAAGAAAUAAAAACAAAAUUCAAGAGGAAGAACCCCCUGCUGAUAGCACAAUACCUGGCACUCAGAAGAUCUGGAUCCGUACAUGGGGCUGCUCACAUAACAACUCCGAUGGUGAAUAUAUGGCGGGACAACUGGCUGCAUAUGGCUACAGCAUAACUGAGCAGCCUGAGCAAGCAGAUUUGUGGCUACUGAACAGUUGCACUGUGAAGAGUCCAGCUGAGGACCACUUCAGGAACUCCAUUAAGAAAGCUCAAGAAGCAAACAAAAAAGUUGUACUGUCUGGAUGUGUACCUCAAGCGCAACCACGUCAAGAGUACAUGAAAGGACUGAGUAUCAUAGGGGUGCAGCAAAUAGAUCGUGUGGUUGAAGUUGUAGAAGAAACAAUUAAAGGUCACUCUGUGAGACUGCUGGGUCAGAAAAAGGAUAAUGGAAAACGGUUGGGGGGAGCUCGAUUGGAUUUGCCAAAGAUUAGGAAGAACCCACUGAUAGAAAUCAUUUCCAUCAAUACAGGGUGUUUGAAUGCUUGCACAUACUGUAAAACAAAGCACGCAAGAGGAGAACUUGCUAGUUACCCAGUGGAAGAAUUGGUUGACAGAGCUGCACAGUCUUUCCAAGAGGGUGUCUGUGAGAUCUGGCUGACCAGCGAAGACACUGGAGCUUAUGGCAGAGACAUUGGGACAGAUCUCCCAACGCUCUUAUGGAAGCUGGUUGAAGUUAUCCCUGAGGGCGCUAUGCUGCGGCUAGGCAUGACCAACCCCCCUUAUAUAUUAGAGCACCUGGAGGAGAUGGCAAAGAUCCUGAAUCAUCCAAGAGUGUAUGCGUUCCUGCACAUCCCUGUACAAUCUGCCUCAGACAGUGUGCUCAUGGACAUGAAGAGAGAAUACUGUAUUGCAGACUUCAAAAGAGUGGUGGAUUUUCUUAAAGAGAGAGUGCCCGGAAUAACAAUCGCUACGGACAUCAUUUGUGGCUUUCCAGGAGAGACAGAUGAGGAUUUUAAGGAGACAUUAAAAUUGGUUGAGGAGUACAAAUUCCCCAGUCUCUUCAUUAAUCAGUUUUACCCACGCCCUGGGACCCCAGCUGCUAAAAUGGAGCAAGUUCCAGCUCAUGUGAAAAAGCAAAGGACCAAGGAGCUGUCCCAACUCUUCCAUUCAUACAGUCCCUAUGAUCACAAGAUUGGGGAGGAGCAACACGUUUUGGUAACAGAAGAGUCCUUUGAUUCCCAGUAUUAUGUGUCUCAUAAUCGUUUCUACGAACAGGUUCUUGUCCCUAAGGAUCCUGCAUUUGUGGGAAAAAUGGUUGAAGUGAAAAUUUUUGAAGCAGGGAAACAUUUUAUGAAGGGGCAACCAGUUCAAGAUUCUUACAUUUAUACUCCAUCCAUUACUAAGCCUCUAGCAAAAGGAGAAGUUUCCGGAUUAACGGAGGAGUCAAAGCCACCAAACAACCCCGAAUCCCUUCUGCAGACGUCCCGGGAAGGACUACAAACCUUCUUUUUUGUCACUGCUCUGCUGGCUGCUGUCAUUGCUUUUGUUGGAAUAAAAUUGCUUUAAAAACAAUUGUUUAGGGAAGCUGGAAAAAUUCUAGCAUUUUAGCCCACUUUUUAGUCAUUUCAAUUUGAUUAGUGUGAAACUUCUGCCCAUUAUUACUUACCACCAUUUAAUUGGCUUUUAAGUCUCUUGGGAAUAUACCCAGAUGUUAAAGAUGUGUUUUUUUUUAAUCCUUCAGUUGAUAGUCCCUCUGUAAGAGUAAGUAACCUGCAAUGCUGCUGCGUUGCUCGAUUCUCCACUUCUUUUUCAUAUUGUGAUCUUCAGCCUUAGUUCUGUACAUGUGAUACUUGUAAAUACAAGCGUCAGUGCCAGAUGCUGUGACCUGGCUUCAUCCUGAUGAAGGAAACACAGGGGGAAAGGUCACGUUUAUUAAUAGCAUGCCGCCAAAUAAAAUGUAAAAAGUAUUUUUUUUUCCUUUUGUUACUAUCCAUGUGAGCAGUCAUACUGAUAAAUUCUUUCCAGCCAAGUGAGAAAAGAAGGGAUAUGUUUCCAAUCAAAAAGCAGAAAAGUCAAAUACUGAUUAAUUUCUUCUCAUCUAAAUGUGGCAUCUCCAGUUUGUGCAUGAGUCGCUCCUCACUGUGUCUGACUGCUCCAUAUACAGGUCAAUUUGAUUGGAUAAUUGUGCACCAUUUCACUUUAGGUAAGCAGUGAUGUGCACUCUUGUUUCCUGUAGAUAAUUAAAGUCUGCCGACCGCAACCGGUGAUGUGCGUGUGUGUGUUUUGAAAAUGCAUUAAGUUAUUCUGAAACAUUGUUCACAUUUUUUUUUUGCCUUACUGGGAUAUUUGCUUUUAUUGAGAUGAGAACAAGAUGCAUUAUUAAACAUUAUUUACACUGAGA
Molecule: messenger RNA, 2628 nt
Organism: Xenopus tropicalis (tropical clawed frog)
Lineage: Eukaryota; Metazoa; Chordata; Amphibia; Anura; Pipidae
Gene: cdkal1
Product: CDK5 regulatory subunit associated protein 1-like 1
Exons: 15
Coding region: 132-1793 (553 amino acids)
Biological process (GO): tRNA modification; tRNA methylthiolation
Cellular component (GO): endoplasmic reticulum membrane
Molecular function (GO): iron-sulfur cluster binding; catalytic activity; 4 iron, 4 sulfur cluster binding
Source: RefSeq, a predicted model, not a curated record